Molecule: messenger RNA, 7507 nt
Organism: Bicyclus anynana (squinting bush brown)
Lineage: Eukaryota; Metazoa; Arthropoda; Insecta; Lepidoptera; Nymphalidae
Gene: Invadolysin
Product: leishmanolysin-like peptidase
Exons: 18
Coding region: 127-2241 (704 amino acids)
Biological process (GO): proteolysis; cell adhesion
Cellular component (GO): membrane; cytoplasm
Molecular function (GO): metalloendopeptidase activity
Source: RefSeq, a predicted model, not a curated record
CCAUUGAUUUAACUCGAAAAAAAUUAGUUCUGCUGCGAUCGUGUGAUGAGUAGACGCGCGUUACUACUCUGUAUUUAAUAGUUUUAAAAUGUAAACAAAGGGUUGUUAGUGAAAACAUCAGUCGAAAUGUCGGCAUUAACACUUCGCAGCUAUGUGAGAGUAUUUUGUGUGUUGUGUUUUGUGUUAGAGUGUGUGGUUUGCAAGGAUUUUGUGAAUAAUUUACAAACAAGUCACCAUAGUGUGCAUUGCACCCAUGAACACCCUAAAGCCGACCAAGUAAUAAGGGGUGUUCACAUAGAGCCAGCGCACAUAGUUAAGAAAAGAAGUAUAGAUCAACCGUUAAGAAUUAGUAUAUUUUAUGACCACUCUGUAUAUAGGUUAGAACCCAAGAAAUUUGAAAUGAUAAACAACACAAUCCUGCCGGAAGCCGUCAGGUUCUGGGAAGAAGCCCUCAAAGUGAGGAAAACGGGGGGACCAAUUUUACUCAAUAGAAAAUGUCCAACGCGUCAGGUGUUCAUCCGAGGAGGCAGAUCCCAUUGCAUAGACGCCUGCAGCCCGGACACCAUGUGCGGGGAAGUCAGGGUGCCGGAACACCAUCUCAAUCCAUGCUACGUUUGCAACAGCACGGGUCACAACUGCCGCGCGCUGCCUCGGGUGAAGGGAAUCCCAGAUGAGGAGCUGACUGCCUCGGAGAUAUCUGGGAACUCAGUGUAUGAUACCCAGGGAACAGACGAAAAAGAAGAAGAGACUGAAGAAGAAACACUGGGAGUGGAGAACACAGACUUCGUGCUAUACGUCAGCGCGGUGGAGACAGAGAGGUGUCGCCGUGGGCUCACAGUGGCGUACGCGUCGCACUGCCAGCAGGAAGCGGCGCUGGACAGACCAGUGGCGGGUCAUGCUAACUUCUGUCCUGGCGAACUGUCAACGAAGUACCGAGACAUGCCGUCCGUGCUGUCUACGGUCAAGCACGAAAUGCUGCACGCGCUGGGCUUCAGUGUUUCGCUGUUCGGCUUCUACAGGGAUGAAAAUGGAGACCCAUUGACUGAGAGGCGCCCUGACACUGGAAACCCGCCGUUAGAUGAAGAGCUUCAAAUACACAAGUGGUCACAUCGUGUGGUCAAAAAAGUGACUCGCAACAAAUGGAUGAUCAGAGGGGGUUAUAUGGAAAGGACCUUUCAUAUGAUUGUGACCCCCAGGGUCGUCAAAGAGGUGAGGGACCAUUUCAACUGCUCAGAGUUGGAAGGCGCUGAGUUGGAGGACCAGGGAGGGGACGGCACUGCGCUCACUCAUUGGGAGAAGCGCGUCUUUGAGAACGAAGCAAUGACCGGCACACACACCCAAAACUCCGUGUUCAGUAGAAUAACCUUCGCAAUGAUGGAAGAUACGGGCUGGUACCGUGCCGACUACGCUCAUAGCACGCCGCUGGACUGGGGCCGGGGACUGGGCUGCAACUUCGCCAUGACCUCCUGCAAGCAGUGGCUCAACACGCAAAGGUUUAGACGAAAGAACCCCGCGCCAUUUUGCGAACGCGUCAAGGGUGAUCCGUUGCGUACGCAAUGUUCGCCGAGACGGAACGCUGUGGUGCUGUGUAACUUAGUUCGCCACGACACCAUACUGCCCAGAAAGUAUCAGCAUUUCGACAUUCUACCCAACGUGCCAGCGGGCGAGGCGGCGAUGUACGGCGGGUCAGUGUCGCUGGCAGACUACUGUCCCUACCUGCAGGAGUUCACCUGGAGACACAAGAACGUGCUCAUCAGGGGAAGCCGCUGCUCCUACGAAGAGAACACACCGAACAGCGAAGUGAACUUCGCAUUGGAAAACUACGGGCCACAUUCCAAAUGCUUCGACCACAGUGACCGAGUCUGGGAACAGAAGUCGUGUAGACAAAUCCGCGAAUGGCAACACUGGGGGUCGGGCUGCUACAAGUACAAAUGUGAGAGUGGCCGCUUAAGAAUUGUGGUGGGCAACUACACGUAUACAUGCUACUUCGCGAAUCAAGUGCUGCAAGUGAGGAUCGUGCAGUCCGACUGGCUGCACCGGGGCGGGGUUGUGUGCCCACCAUGCCGCGAGAUGUGUGGCGCUGAAUUUGCGUCUCGCGGUGAAUACUGCAAAGGCGGCGAGGAAGCGCCCCCACCGAAUCUGUAUCCAAAUGACGUGUUAGCGUGCAAAGCUGACCAAACACACUUGGCAGCCAUUUUGUUGAUGUCCGCCAUUUUGAUUACGCUCACCAAUUGUAUGUGAUGGCGGGAACAGUUGAUUGUUUGAUUUUAGUUUUAAUCUGUGUAAUAUACAGCUGGGUAUACUGUACAUCUUUGAUUACAAUUAGAAUCUGUAUCCAAACGACGUAUUAGCGUGCAAAGCUGACCAAACGUACUCGGCAGCCAUUUUGUUAAUGUCCGCCAUUUUGAUUACGCUCACCAAUUGUAUGUGAUGGCGGGAACAGUUGAUUGUUUAUUUUUGGUUUUAAUCUGUGUAACAGCUGGGUAUCCUGUACAUCUUUGAUUACAAUUAGAAUCUGUAUCCAAAUGACGUAUUAUCGUGCAAAGCUGACCAAACAUACUCGGCAGUCAUUUUGUUGAUGUCCGCCAUUUUGAUAACGCUCACUUAUUGUAUUUGAUGGCGGGAAAAGGUGAUUGGAUAUUUUUGGUUUUAAUCUGUGGAAUAUAAAGCCGGACAUAUAGGCUCAAAAGGCUAGAACUUAGAACCAUAAAGCCAGUAAAAAAUAUACUAUAUAUGGUUUGACAUACACGUUUCAGUUACAAUCUGUACCAAAACGAUGUGUUAGAGUUUGGCUAAUUAAAGUAGGAACUAAAAUCGCCCGGCAAUUUAAAAAAUAUUUCUACUAAUAGUAUUGAAAAAAGGUGUGUGAAAACAUUAUUUAAUGUUUUUCAAUAUGUAUAUUGAAAUAAAUUCAAUUGCAAUUAUCAAACUUGAGUUAUUUAAAUAUUUACAAUAUUGUCUUGGGUACGACCACCAUUUUGUUUUACAUUUGCCAGUCGAUUUCAGUCUUUAUUUUCACUAGCCAAACUCUAGCUUGCAAAGCUGACCAAACUCACUUGGCGGCCAUCUUUUGUUAUCCGCCAUCUUAAUUACGCUUAACAAUAGGGUAGUUGACUCAUAUCAAAUUUAAUAUAAACAAUAUUAAUUUCGUGUAGUACAUGGAAUAAGGGUCCGAAAUAUAUCGAUUUCAAUUAAUAAAAGUUAAGGAUUUCUUAUAAAACGUAAUUUAAAUAUCACGUACUUUUAUUAAAUUAUCCAAACGUCAAAAACGCUGUCGUCCAUUUUGUGACGUCACUAACACACUUGAUGUAAACGUCAAACUAUUAUUGUUAGCUAAUAUUUUUGUCAAACGCUCCAUUUGUAUGGGAUUAUUAUAGUGACGUCAUGAAACAGUUGAAAUACAGACUGUCAUGGCCGACAGGCGUUUUGGCUCCUAUUGUCAAAAACAUAUUUAAAAACUAAAAUUUUCAUGUAAUCGCGUCUCAAAAAAAUAUGAAAAAAAAAAUUCAGUCUAGUAGAUCGAGAAUGAACUAUUUAAGACCAUUUAAAAAAAAUGUUCACUAGCCUAUUGUAUGUGAUGGCGGGAAACGUUGAUUGGAUAUUUUUGUUUUUAAUCUGUAUACCAAAGCCAUGUAUGGCAUACUCAGCUUAUAUUGUAUAGCACUAAAUUGUGUCUCGUAAUUUAAAUCUAAGAAAGGACUAAAUUGUAUUUAAUAGAUAGGUAUUUUUCAAUGAAAUAAAAUAAAAUUAACUUUUUAACAUAGAUACAUAAUAACAUUAAUCUAAUACUCUUUGUUUCGUUUCCCUCAGAAAAUACAACACUUUCCUCCGAGCCUUAUUUUUACUAUGGUAUUGCAUCUGUGGUAUCUAUGCAUUUAUCAACAAUAACCGAUUAUUAUCUGUGUAUAUGUUAUGUUAAAAAAACAAUCAAAUGCAACUAAUCUUUGAUGUUGAUUUACAGUUAUCAAGUAUCACUAAAACUUGAUACUUUAUGUACAAACUUAAAAUUUUAUCACAAAAAUAAAAUUUUAUAAAAAAAAAGAGUUACUUAACUUUACUAAAAUAUGUAUGUAAUUUUGUUUUUGGUAAUAUUGGCUAUGAUUUAUAUAUUAUAAAUAUGUAUCUUUUAAUGAUAAUAUCUGUGUUUUAAUUAGAUAAAAGACGACCAAUGUAUUUUUCUCUCAGUUACCCUGUUUUGGACAAUAUUGUAGUCAUUGUACUGUAUUGUAUUGUAGGGCCGUGAAUAAUUUAAAAAUGUACUUAGAACCGUCAUUUUGUGUUAAAAAAAAAGAUUUAUGGCGGAAAAAUCUGUCUAUUGUAUAGGAAUUUUAUUUAAUAUUACCCGAAAACCUGAGAAAUCCUUGCGGCAUUAUUAUUAAGUAACUUUAAGAUUAUUUUAAAAGAUCUGACUUCAUUAUUUUUUUUCGAAAGAUUUAUUUUUUAUUUGGUUACCUACCAUAGAUAAAAUAGAUUUAUAUGUUUUUUAAUUAGUUUAUUAUUUUAUUAGAUAAUCUUAGAUUUAGCUUUUUUAAUGUUAUUUUUUUAAAAUAAGUUAUGAUAAGACUUAAUUAAUUGUAUACUUAAAUGCCAUACAUAUUACUUUUAAUUUAUUUAUACUAUUACUUUUAAAUGAUUUUUCGUAUUCGAAUUUAAGAAACGCAAAGCUAUUUUUUUUAUCGCUAUAGUAGCUAGCAAACAAACAUUCAUCAAAUGCAUAGCUGGGCAUUAACUCGUUAAUCCGUUAAUCGUUAAUUAUAGAAGUUAACAUUUUGAUUAACGGAUUAACUUUUAAGUUAACUUUUAAAAAUGUUGACGGACAUGUUAACUUCCGUUAAUAUCCAGAAGUCCGUUAAUCGUUAAUCCAAUGCCUACUAUUUACCGCGCGACGCGAAAAGCAGGUUCAGACAAGUAAGAAAUGAUGAAUGAUUUUUUUUUUCAAAGAAAUCAACAAAUUGCUAUAUUUAUGUUAAAUAUAGAUAAAAUCAACAAAAAACAAAUUAUGGCACUUUUCCCCGGUGCUCAUCCUUAUUUUUCCAAUGGUGAUCAUACAAUGAUAUAAAAAAUGUAAUAUUACACAGUCAUGUUAUCGGAUUAACGUUAAGUUGCGUUAAUUCUUCACGAAGUUAACUUUUUUUGUAGCGGAUUAACGAUUAACUAAGUUAACUAUUUGAUUAACGGUGCCCAGCUAAGAUCAAAUGAUUGCAAACAUUUCACCAGAUGUCAAGUGAUCACCGCAUAAUAAAUAACAACACACGCUGGCCUAUUCACUAAUUUGGUCAUUAUUAUCAACCUAUUAAAAUUAACAUCAAAUGAACUGACAACUGUCAACUACCUACUAUAUGAUAUCCACGAAGUUGUCAAUAGGCACAGAAUUACGUAAAUGAAUUAUAAUAAUCAAUAACUUUAAAAAAUACUCCAUCUUGUUUUUUUUUAGGUUUUAUGAACAGUUUUUAAAAUACUUAAAGACUCGAGAAUGGAAUGGCUGCAUCGCUGCCGUGUACCGUAUGCUCUAUCUGCAUAUUAUUCUUUAAUCUUUGUGCAAUGUAUACUGAUUCUGAGACUAGACAUGUGUACUAUUGACUAGAUAUACACACAGAUUAAAGAAUAAUACACAGAUAGAGCGCACAGAACACGACAGUGAAACAGCCAAAACAAAUGCAAAUUCAAAAGAUAAUAUAUUCUGAAGUCAGUACGAAGUGUCACUUCUUCGUCACCGCGCGGCAUCUAGACUCAAUCUGGAUCAUUCUCUAUUCUGUGGACUAUUGCAAUGAUUCCGGAAACUAUUUAAUUUUCAACCAUUAGUAUUAAUACGAAUUGGUGCUUUUUAUCAAUAAUAUAUUUUGUAAAUAUUACUUAAUUUAAUUCCCUUAGUUAAUAAUACUUAGUUUAGUACUGGUGCUUAAUUUUGCUUUAAUAAAUUAUAUGUCCUAUACAGGCUGAUUGGUUAUAUAAUGUAUUUUUUUAAGUUUUUAUUUAUUUCGAUUUUUUUUAAGUCAAGUCAGUAAGAAUAAUACGAGUAGAUUCAUUUCAAACUUUAAUAUAUUAGUUUUCUUUUUACAUUAUUAUAAAAUAAUGGUGAUAAUUAAUGUUGCAAACUUAAAAUUGAAGCCACGAGAGUUCUAAAUACGCCUCUCUAAGAAGAAACAUAAAAUUAAACAGUUAUUUUUGUUGGCAGUUAUUAUUUAGAACAAAAUAUAAAAUUAAAACUUUUGAAAAUAACCAAUCAACCUGUAUAAAUAUUGAUUUUAUUUUAAUUAAAUUAAUUAUUUAGAUAUAUUUUUUUUUUAUUUAAAUUUUUUGAUUAAUUAUAUUGUUAUAUUCUAGAAAGUUUCAAAAGAGUUAUGUUAUUUAACAAUUUGACUAUUUUUUUUGUAUUCAGUUUAUUUCGAGAUCUCUAGGGUACUAAAUAAUUUUAUAUCCGAUAAUAUUUGUUUAUCAAUAUAAUUUUCGAAAUAACUUUUGAAAAUAUAGAAUUUCAAAAUGGCAGACUGUAGGCAAACCAGUUUUAUACUUUAAUGUUUCUUUUAGAUUUUUUUUUUUUAAUAAAUUGCUGCGGACAAAUCGUUUGUAUAAAUUAAAUAUUUUCUGUAAAUUAAUAUAAAAUUUAAUUUAUUAAAGUCACUUCUCGGUUUGACUGUAAGUGGCGUAGAGGUUACAUAUUAUGAGAAAAAACAAUUAUAUUAAUUAAAAAAUAUAUAUACAGGGUGCUCGGGAGUUUUUGCCAUAACUUCAAGGUUUUAACGAGCCCACUCAUAGGAGCCGAACUGCAUAACCAAUAUCUUUUAACUAAAAAAUAGAACCUUUUUAUGUUUUCAUACAAAGUAAUUCAAAUAAUUCAGACUAUCCAUGUAACACACGCCUUUAUCUAUCCUUGCAUUUUAAAAUACGUAAAACUUGGCUACGUCAUAAUUAUAAAGAUACGUAUAAGGGACACAUUUUAAGAUCUAUUUACAAAAAUAAUUUACCCCAAAAAUAUUAAUUUUAGAACACAAGGUUCUUGAACAUUUUAAAUUAAUUUUCGGUAAAGAAUAUACACCCCAGAGUUAUGGGAAAUACUCCCGAGCACCCUGUAUAUUUUAGGCACGCCAUUGGCGAUCAAUUAUUCUCACGUUUCUGCAGCACCCACGACUAUAACUGAUCGUGUAUUGGUCGCUGCGUGCAUUACGGUUCGACUUAUGAAACGUCUUCGCUGUUGUUUGCGCUGCAAAAACGUGAGAAUAAUUGACCGUCAAUGGCUGACUUUAAAGUGUAACGUAAAUAAUAUUCACAUAUUCUUAUUUAGUUUUACACUUUCAUGUCUUAACCGUUGACACGAUUGGGAUUAGAACUAUCAAACAAAUUCUUAAUUUUUUUUUUUGUUUAAAAAGAAAUCUUCAGCUUUAUAGGUUAGAUUUUUGUUCAACACUGCUCCACUUACAAGUCGUCAAUAGCUUUAAGGGUGAAAAAAAACUGUAAUUAAUUUUGAAAAUGUACUGACUUGGAAAUAAAGAUAUUUUGAAAUACCUAA